Cryphonectria parasitica EP155 is the source of this 171-nucleotide messenger RNA. RefSeq lists its product as uncharacterized. The record is from RefSeq and is a predicted model, not a curated record. The transcript has a single exon. The annotation marks the transcript as partial. NCBI's taxonomy places the organism in Eukaryota, Fungi, Ascomycota, Sordariomycetes, Diaporthales, Cryphonectriaceae.
GAAAAUUUUAUCGAGAUGCCUAUCUGUUCUUAUUGCAAGGAUUGUGAUUUCGGAUUCUGCAAGAUAUCUUCCGGAGAUUCUUCUCGUUAUAUCGAAUGCAUUCGACUGAGCUGCUCCAAGUGCAAUAUUCUGGGCUCUUUCUCUGAGAAGCUUUGCAAUAUUGCUACUUAA